Messenger RNA from Diospyros lotus (date-plum), 1402 nucleotides. RefSeq names its product inositol oxygenase 1-like. The record is from RefSeq and is a predicted model, not a curated record. Bases 219 to 1154 code for a protein of 311 amino acids. The transcript has 11 exons. NCBI's taxonomy places the organism in Eukaryota, Viridiplantae, Streptophyta, Magnoliopsida, Ericales, Ebenaceae. Gene Ontology annotation, cellular component: cytoplasm. Gene Ontology annotation, molecular function: iron ion binding; inositol oxygenase activity. Gene Ontology annotation, biological process: inositol catabolic process.
GAAUAAAUGAAAUUGAAAAAGAGGGGAUAGAAAGUUUUAGAUUUUCAGGGAAGGACUCGGAGGCUCCAAAUUCUCAGGGAAGGACUCGCCGGCUAUUAUAAAUACGGAUCUUUUACCAAACCCAUCAAUGCAUCAACUGCUCUACCAGUACUACGUUCCUUUUUACUGCUUUUAUUUUUCUCCGAUUCGAAUUCGCCCUCUUCUUCUUCGUCUUCGACAUGACGAUCAUCAUUGAUCAGCCUGAUCACUUUGGCAUUGAGGCGGAGGAGAAGAUCCAAAACAACGAAAAGGAGUUGGUGUUGGACGGCGGUUUUACUCUGCCGGAAGGCAGUUUUCUGGUGCCGGAGAACAACUCAUUCGGCCACGGCUUUAGGGAUUAUGAUGCGGAAAGUGCAAGGCAAGAAGGUGUGGAGAAUUUCUACCGCAUCAAUCACAUUAGCCAAUCAGUGGACUUUGUGAAGAGGAUGAGAGAAAAUUAUGGGAAAUUGGACAAGGUGGAGAUGAGCAUAUGGGAAUGCUGUGAGCUGCUUAAUGAUGUGGUUGAUGAGAGUGAUCCAGACUUAGAUGAACCCCAGAUUGAGCACUUGUUGCAGACAGCUGAAGCCAUCAGAAGAGAUUAUCCCAAUGAAGAUUGGCUGCACUUGACUGGCCUCAUUCAUGAUCUUGGAAAGGUUCUUCUUCAUCCCAGCUUUGGGGAGCUUCCUCAAUGGGCUGUUGUAGGUGAUACCUAUCCGCUUGGAUGUGCAUUUGAUGAAUCAAUUGUCCAUCACAAGUAUUUCAAGGAAAAUGCAGACUACAACAAUCCUGCUUACAACACCAAAUAUGGGAUUUAUUUCGAGGGUUGUGGGCUCAACAAUGUCAUGAUGUCAUGGGGGCAUGAUGACUACAUGUAUUUGGUGGCUAAAGAGAACAAAACGACUUUACCCUCAGCAGCUCUGUUCAUCAUCAGAUACCACUCAUUUUAUGCCUUGCAUAGGUCAGGAGCAUACAAGCAUUUGAUGAAUGAGGAAGACACUGAGAAUUUGAAGUGGCUCCAAAUCUUCAACAAGUAUGACCUCUACAGCAAGAGCAAAGUUAGAAUUGAUGUAGAAAGAGUGAAACCAUACUAUCUCUCCCUCAUUAAAAAGUACUUCCCAGAGAAGCUGAGAUGGUGAGGAACUGGAGCUGCUGCUCAUGAGAGUUGGUUGAAGAUGGAUGGGAAUGGGUCCCCUGCAGAUUAGAUGAGUCAUUAAUGUCGGGACAUGUUUUUGUUUUAUUAGGUUUCUCUUUAUUUAUUAUCACUUCUUUUGGGGGGUUGGUUUUUGUUUUGUGAGCUUCUUUGAAGUCAGAUGGUAUGAGCAUAUCAGUGUGAAUAAUGGCAGUAUGUUUGUGCAAUAAUAUGCUCUUGUGGAAUAAUCUCACA